AUGCAUCCCGUCGCGGCACACGGCGGCGACCAAUUGACCGACGCGCCCAACCGCCUGCACGCGGCACGACGGACGGCGGAAGUGCGCAGUGCGCAGCAGCGUUCUCGCCCACAGCACGCUGCUGCGCGCCAUGAGCUCAAGGGACGCACCGUACACAUCGGCGAGGCGCCUGCUGUACUGCCGCUGCCGCAGAACCUCGCGGAUCCGCAGCUGCGACAGCACCGUCUUGCGCCCGGCGUGGCUCCUGCAGAGAUGCUCGUUGACGGUGCAAAUCGACCGCUGCGCCAGCACGUGGGAUCCGCUGAUGCUCGUGUAACCAAUCUUUGUCAGUGCCUCCACCAACUCCGCGAGCAUCUGCUUCAGCCGCUCACGCCGCUCCUUCUCACGCACCUCCAUCGCGUCGUCGCACGCGUCAAUGGCGCGCAGCCGUAUAUCGUACUGGCUCUUCACCGCCGCGCACAUCUGCAGCAGGCGGCGGCGGCUGGCACGCAUGCGGUCGGUGCUGUCGCUGAUGCACACCUCCACCUUGUGGUAGUAGUCAGUGAAGGGCUCCAGCACCGCGUCAUCGGCGUCACUACCACCGCCACUCACUGCGUACCCAUCGAGGUAAUUUUUGUGUGUAGUCACCAGCUGCGCCUCCAGUUGCAGCGCCUCCUCGCACUCGCUGUGGCUACGCUGCAGGAACGCCUUGAGUUCCUCCAGCUGCUGCACCUGCGCCUCGUCAAGCUGCUUAUUAAACUCUCGCACACCGUCCUGGAAGGCGCACACCACCUGCUGGUAGCGCGCCGCCAGCCGCGUGCGCAGCCGUGA
This is a messenger RNA of Trypanosoma grayi, 810 nucleotides long. RefSeq lists its product as hypothetical. The record is from RefSeq and is a predicted model, not a curated record. Lineage: Eukaryota; Euglenozoa; Kinetoplastea; Trypanosomatida; Trypanosomatidae. The transcript has a single exon. The coding region runs from base 1 to 810 and encodes 269 amino acids.